AUGUGUCUGCGGGAGAGAUGGGCGGUAUUGACUCCAGCGCAGAUAAAAUCCAUUUGCCUGGCCAUAUUAGAGUCGGGAAAGCAAUAUGCAGUGAAGAAGAGGAAACCAUUCCCGCUCAUGUACUCCUACUAUGGGACAGAGUAUCUGGGUGCAGCCCAUGGGCUUUCCUCCAUCCUUCAGAUGUUGCUCUCCUAUUAUGAGUACCUCCAGCCAGCAGAUCAGGAGCUUGUGUGGCAGAGCGUUGACUUUCUCAUGGAUCAAGAGCAGAACAGCAACUGGCCGCCGGAGCUGGGAGAGACGAUUGAGCGGGAGAAUGAGCUUGUCCACUGGUGUCACGGAGCUCCAGGCAUUGCAUACCUGUUUGCCAAAGCUUACCUGGUUUCCAAGAAGCCUCAGUACCUGGACACUUGCAUCCGCUGUGGAGAGCUGACUUGGCAGAAAGGCCUGUUAAAGAAGGGACCAGGGAUCUGCCAUGGGGUGGCCGGUAGUGCCUAUGUGUUCCUGCUCCUAUACCGGCUCACUGGGAACUCCAAAUACAUUUACAGGGCCCAAAAGUUCGCGGAGUUCUUAUUCACAGAAGAAUUUAAGGCUGGCUCCCGGGCCUUAGAAAGCGUAUACAGUUUGUACGAAGGCUUCUCGGGGACUGUGUGUUUCCUGACUGAUUUGCUGCAGCCCAACCAGGCCGAGUUCCCUCUCUUCAGCGUCUUUGUGUAG
Messenger RNA from Tinamus guttatus (white-throated tinamou), 714 nucleotides. NCBI's taxonomy places the organism in Eukaryota, Metazoa, Chordata, Aves, Tinamiformes, Tinamidae. The record is from RefSeq and is a predicted model, not a curated record.